GGUUGUGCCACGCCUUGUUGUGCAUGUACCGCAGAUCAUAAGUGAGUUCACUAAGGGAGCUGGCUGACUAUACUGUCGGCUUUCCAUUUUAAUAAUAAUGGCAUAUUUUCAUAGACCAGGGAUCCAGACUGACAGCAGAAAGCCCAGGAAUGUCAGCAGCAGGAUGCAGGAUUUUCUAGAUGACACCCCCAUGCCAUAUAUUACCCCAGCUACCCCAGCCUCCUCCAGCCUGACCUAUUCCGAGCUUGAGGAACACAUGAAGAUGCGGGUGGAGAAGAGAGGAGACUUGGCUGCUUUAGAAACAAGGAAUGGCACUGCCCAGGACUUCCUCAGAAACCUUGAUGCCCCCAGGGUAUCGUUUGACCCCCUGGUAGAUGUUCCAGACUCAAGGCCCCAGCUGUCACACUACAAGCUGAUAGCAGACACCACUCAUAGUGAAUAUGCAGCGCUGCUGGUGAAAUUCGACAGCCAGCAAACUGAGGUAAAGGAUCUCCAGAAUAGACUGGCAUUAAAGGAGGCUUCUGUGAUGCAGCUGAAGGCUGAGCUGGAGCACUAUAAGGAGAACAGUGCCCGCCAGGCCUCCCUCAUCAUGUCUCUGAGAGACCACGUCAAAGGGACAGAGACCUUGUCAGCAACGAAGUCACAGGCAGAUACCAGCCUCCAUGCUUUACAAAGAGAGAACCGGGAGCUUAAAGAAAGGGUCACAGAACUUAAAGACAGACUGAGGUUGCAACUUUCAGAGAGAGAGGAUGCUGAACACAAGGCAACACACAUGGAGAGGAGGUUGACAGACAUCACAGCUAAACUUGUGUCAUGCCUAAAGAUUAACACAAAGGAGCCAGAUAACCCUCUUGAUGCUGUGAUAUUAAAAGUUUCUGAGUUAUGUGAGGAACAUUUUCAACAGCAAGUAAAAAUUGCAAGUUUAAUGGAUGCGCUAGCCAGCCAAGACCAGGAGUUCAAGGCAAGUCGAGAGACGAUUAUGAAGCUUGUCUCGGAAGUGAGCCAGCAGAAGAGGGCUGUGGCUACUUGUACUGAUGAAAUGAAAGUACUGAAGAAGGAAAGAGACGAGGCUCUUCUGGCCAGAGCAACCUCAAACCGAGAAGGCAAGCUGCUGUGGGAAAGACUGGAAGAGAGCCAGAAGGCCAGGGAUGCCUCAAGGCAGGAGCAGCUUCAUACAGGACAUGAGAAGAAGCAAAUGGAGGAUCUCUUGCACUCCAAGCUCCAUGAAGCCAAAGCUGCUCACCAUCUCUAUAAGACCUUCCUCAGUCAACUGACAAACCUUUUAAGCAAUGGUUUAAUAACCGUACCUGAGUCAGAGGAAGCUGUGAUAGAAAGAAUACGAGAACUCUGCAGUCAAGUGAGGGACAGGAAGCAUCACUUGAAAUUUGUAAAUGAACUUAGGAAGAAGCUAAAGGUGGAAGAAGAUAUUUCCGAGGAUCCUCUCCACUCACAGUACGACGUGCUGCUGACCAGAGCAGAGGAUCUUGGGAGCCUUGAUGGCGAGUCCUAUUCUGACUGCAAGAACCUGAUCCACAUUCUGCAGAAGAAAGUAGCGUCACAGAAAGAAAAACUGGAAAGCAAGAAGACAGAACUGGAGAGCCUGUACAAAAAAAUAAAGACCCUGGAAGGUGCCAAGGAAACACAGUUCCUGCUGAUGAUGGAGAAGAAACAAAAGAGUGAAACAGUGCAGAAGCUUGAGAAGAAGGUUGAAAAGCUUCAGGACCAGCUGAGUGAAGCGAAGUGUUCCAACCAGACUCUGAAGAACAAACUUGCUGAAACCAAAAACCUUCAGGUAAAAACCGCCGAACAGAGCAAAACUAUCGAAGUGCUAAAUAAGUCACUGGAGGCGGUAGAAAAAAUCAAGGACAAGGCAGCUCAGAAAGUUGUCAGCCUGAAAACAGAGCUAGACCACACAAAGAGUGAGGUGAGAGAGGAGAAGGAGAGGGCGCAGUACAUGCUGGAGGCCAUCACUAAUGAGCUACGAACCGUUAAGAGGGCGCUGGAACAAGUGGCCACAAGAGAGAAAAGGCUUAUAGAUUUCAGAGAAUCUGUCACAAGGCUGCUGGGAUUCAACACCAGCACUAUGUCCAUUCCUGACCAUGAGAUUCUGUCUCAGCUAAAGAGCUGUGUCCAGCCUUAUGGGAACCAAGGUGACCCAGCACACAACCCGGAUAGCUCCCACGCUGCACUGCACUAUGGGUUUAGGGACGGCUACAACCAUCCACAGCACUUCGGUGCUACAGCACCGCCAACCAUCCAAGCCAAAGUCCAGUAUGUUUCUUCUGAAAAGAAGCCUGGUACAGCUAACAAAUCAUCAAAGUGGUAAAACAGCUAAGUACACAUCAUGGGCCAAUAGGCUUUCGUGUUUAUACCAUGUUUAUAAACAGAAACUAAAAUGAACAAAAUGAUCAUUGUACUGUAGACCAGUUGCAGCUUAUUUAGGACUCUCAAGAAUUGUUGUCUUAAAACUCACAAUAUCUUUCUACUGUACUGUUUUUAUUGAUUUUUUGGGGGGUUUUUUUGUAUUUAAUGAUAUUAAUAAGGGAGUCAAUAAAUUAAACACCAAUAUGAUUAAUAUAUUAAUGGCUUCACAGAUACCUCGUAGAACUAAUCUUCAACUACCCUGUUUACUGGCUGGUUUCACUGACCCCGAUUAGCAUUUUUGACUAUCCAAUAUUACUUUAGGUAAGGUGGAGCUGAUUCUAUGAAACCAGCUAUGCCUUAGGAAAUUGAUCUAGGCCAAGGACAAGAUUAGUACCAUAAGAUUAGCCACUGAUAAGAUCAUAAAAGUGGAACCCAGCAACCUCAGAAUGUUUUGUUUGCUUUAGAUUAUAGAUCAACAUGGAAUGUUGUUGUGAUGCAGUUAAAAUCAUUUGGCAGCCUAUAAUAUUUAAACAAGCAUGUGUUAGUUAAAAAAAAAGUGAUGUAAAAACAGAUAUUGUAGACCUUUCUAUUCUAAAAACAAGACAAACCAAAAGCCUGAUGUCUUUUUGUAUUUAAUUUUUUUAAUCAUUGUUUUAUUUUAUUAAAUUUAAGCACUGAAAAUAUCAUUGAUUUUUGUUGGUGUUAGAAGUGCAGGGUUGACAUCUGAUGUGCUGGCUGCAUUUAUAUCUUUUUUUAAAACAUUUUACUCAAACGCUCACCUGGGUUAUUGAAAUGACACUUAUGGAAGAUGAAGACUCAGUCUGUAAUGCUGUAUCAUUAACGUUUGGGUAGAUAUAAUUGAUUUCAUAAGGGACAUGCCUGGUUAUGUUUUCAACAAAAGGCAUUACAAUUGAGAACAGAACUUUUCUUGAUCUUGUUGAUAAUGAAAAUAUUUCUCUUUAAGGAGGGUUACAUGUAUGCUGAAUUAAUUAUGUUUGAACUGUUACAAAUAAUUGAAUUUAAAGAAAGAACAAUGGAAAUAUGCACACUUGUUUAAAUGACAGGAGGUAUGUAAAUAUAUGUAUGUUUUUAAACAAUAAAUUAUAAUA
Polyodon spathula (Mississippi paddlefish) is the source of this 3473-nucleotide messenger RNA. RefSeq names its product coiled-coil domain-containing protein 170-like. The transcript has 12 exons. NCBI's taxonomy places the organism in Eukaryota, Metazoa, Chordata, Actinopteri, Acipenseriformes, Polyodontidae. The record is from RefSeq and is a predicted model, not a curated record. The coding region runs from base 98 to 2326 and encodes 742 amino acids.